Molecule: messenger RNA, 2369 nt
Organism: Osmia bicornis bicornis
Lineage: Eukaryota; Metazoa; Arthropoda; Insecta; Hymenoptera; Megachilidae
Gene: Ric
Product: GTPase HRas
Exons: 5
Coding region: 720-1427 (235 amino acids)
Biological process (GO): Ras protein signal transduction
Cellular component (GO): plasma membrane
Molecular function (GO): GTP binding; GTPase activity; calmodulin binding
Source: RefSeq, a predicted model, not a curated record
UAAAAAAAUAUGAUCGAUUCCAAUAUCAUUUUAUCCUGCUAUCCUAUAGAUGUCAUACUGAAUCGAAACGAUAUUGCCAUCUACCAGUCGGUCACCGGAAUCAACGAGACUAAAUCUUGAAUAUUUUCCUUAUACUUAACUUUUUCAACUUAUUAGAACUCGUAAGACAUUCUUUGUCAGCCAAAUAAUACUCGUAAAUGUAAUAAAUUACUAGUUCCUAAUUCUGCGCUAUCACUGUUGUCAGAAGAUUAAUGUAUAAUUAUUUCACAUUAAAGUUCUUUCAAUUAUUAUUUUCAACAAAUAGCAUCAAUGAUCUACGAAGAAACCUCGAAUUACAUUAUAGUUUGUAAACGAACAAUAAAAUAAAAAAACACGUCCCUGAAUACAUGAUCGCGCGCCUGCUUAAUCUUGGCGGCUGUCACGUUCUGUCAAGUCUCCUCGUUAGCCUAUGCUCAUCAGCCAUGCUGUAUAUAACUGUAAAAAGUAUAAAUUCGAACAAUUAAGUAUCCCUCGGUGUGGUUCCGAGCUAUUGCAAAAAACAACGGCCUGCAAUCGUGAUCAAACAUGUACCGUAUCUUUUCCGAUCUAACAACUGAUACGGGUGUGUCUACGCGCGUGUUCCAAUACGUGACCAAGUAUGUCAGUCAGUUUGUAAAAGUGCGAGUGCCCCGUAACCGAAGCAAGCAUUAAAUUACCAAAUAGUUAGUAAUUUUCCAACGAUGUCAGCUGACAUCCUGCAGGAUAAGAGCGUGGCCUUGAACGGCAAGAAUGACGUACCGGUCGUCUCGCAGCCCACCAUCAGGAGUGGACUAAGGGUUUAUAAGAUCGUUGUUUUGGGCGAUGGUGGUGUUGGUAAAUCAGCUGUCACUCUACAGUUUGUCAGUCACAGCUUCCUUGAUUACCAUGAUCCAACUAUAGAGGAUUCGUAUCAACAACAAGCAGUUAUAGAUGGUGAGGCUGCACUUUUAGACAUAUUGGAUACUGCUGGGCAGGUGGAAUUCACGGCUAUGCGUGACCAAUAUAUGAGAUGUGGAGAGGGAUUUAUGAUAUGUUACUCUGUAACUGAUAGGCACAGCUUUCAGGAAGCUCUGGAGUAUAGGAAAUUAAUAACAAGAGUAAGAGCUAAUGAAGAUAUACCACUGGUGUUAGUUGGCAACAAAUUUGAUCUGCAACAUCAAAGAAAGGUAACCACAGAAGAGGGAAAGGCACUUGCUGAACAGCUUGGUUGCCCUUUUUAUGAAACAUCCGCUGCACUUAGACAAUUCAUAGACGAUGCAUUUUACUCGUUAGUUAGACAAAUUCGAGCUAAAGAGAGAUCACGAAAUUCAGUACGUAAACAUAGUCGUUGGUGGCGACUUCGUUCGAUUUUCGCGUUUAUUUUUAGAAGAAAGCAAAGACACGUGAACAACCAUCACUAUUCUCCUUAAAUGUAGCCAUUUUAAAAAUAUAUUUUUUUUGAUAGCAUAAUUUUUCAUUGAUAUAACAUGGCAGCAUAAAUAGUUUGAAGUUUUAUAGAUUACAACGAAAAACAAUUUUUCGAUGAUUUUUUUUUAUACUUUAUGGUAGUCCUCCUCUUUAGGGACUAAUUCACUAACAUCUCACUGCCUUAUCUCUAACCCCAUUAUACUUUGAGCAUAGCAAUGGAUACAUAAAAUGUACACUACAAUUCAUCAUUUUUAUCAGAAAGAAAAACCACGAUUUUAAGAGAACUAAUAUUUAAUAUGACAGUAUAGUAUUUUCAUUAUCUCCAAAUAUAUUCUCUCCAUCAUUAUUUAUUAAAAAGGCUGUUGACAUUAUUUAUAGUAUAUUUUACCGUGUAGAGUAUUUAAAAAUUAGAAUCGGUUGCCUAAUUCUCAUAGGAGUAGUUUAUUUAUAUUUUGUUUAAAUUAACAUCCUAUAUCUUCAUCUAGACAUAAUUAAACUUUUAAUUACUCAGUUACAAUUAUUAUCUUACAUGACCAAAGAAUGUUUAAUAUUUAAUAAAGUAUUAAGCGAAGAAUUUAUAAAUGCAGACGAGUUUGCAGUUGUGAGAUGGAAAGCUUUAUGAUACUAAUUGUUAUAUCGUCCUAAUUAAUGAUGUCAAGUUGAUAAUUGAAAUUUAUUUAUGCUAAUUUCAUUUUUGCAGAUAUCAGAAGUGAAUUAUUACAAAAUAUAUGGAAGUUACGAUAAUUUGUAAAGUUUACAAAUGUUACAUAUUUGAAAAUCGCACAAAGUAAAGAGUAUAAACAAGAAAUAUUUUGCAAACAUUUUGCAAUCAAAAGAAAGAAAUAUAUUUUGAUGUUUACUAAUGAAACAAAUAAUACUUUUAUUUAAUCUUGUAUUUUUAAAAUGGCUCCUAAAGAAAAUCGAAUUUUAAAAAUUAUAAUAUA